Selaginella moellendorffii is the source of this 2840-nucleotide messenger RNA. RefSeq names its product histidine kinase 5. Gene Ontology annotation, molecular function: protein binding; phosphorelay sensor kinase activity. Gene Ontology annotation, biological process: phosphorylation; phosphorelay signal transduction system. The transcript is spliced from 13 exons. Bases 226 to 2703 code for a protein of 825 amino acids. Lineage: Eukaryota; Viridiplantae; Streptophyta; Lycopodiopsida; Selaginellales; Selaginellaceae. The record is from RefSeq and is a predicted model, not a curated record.
UGGUAGUUUUUGACUCUUUUAGCUUUACGUCUGCGGUGCUCAUACACAAGUGUGUUGUGUUGUUUUUUUCGCCUUUCCAGUGAGUGUUGUGCUUGGACUUCAUCCCUUAGUCAAUUUUUUGGCAGCUGCAAGCCAGUUCAUAAUUUCUUAUCUUGCAGAGUCACGCGGGUUGCAGCAUAAAAUAGUGGCGUUGUAGUGACCAGAGAAGGGCCAGUGGUGAACUUCAUGGCCAGAGGGCCAAAGACUAAUGUUCCCAGAGGGGUUUUUAUCUGCAGCACAGAUGCACACAACACUUUCACAAACGCUGCCUACCAAAACAUGACAGGAUGCUCCCAAGAGGAGUUGCUUGGUCUGAGAUGGGUCGAACACGUUCAUCCAGAAGAUCUUCAGGAAGUUUGGGAUCAAGCAAUCACACUGCGGGAGGGAGGAUUGAAUGUCGAGUUCAGGCUGAUACACAAAAAUGGUAGCUGGAGAUGGGUGAAUUGCCAAUCAGUGGACAUGCCAGGUUGUUUUGAGAACGAAAGCCAUGUAGGAAUCAUCGAAGACAUUACAUGGCGAAAGGAGGCUGAAGAAUCGUUAAGAUUGAGUGAGGAGCGCUUUGCUCUUGCUGUUCGUGGUUCUAACGAUGGCUUGUGGGAUUGGGACAUCAGAACCAACAAGGUGUUCUACUCAGCGCGUUGCAAGAACAUGCUUGGUAUCGAGCAGAGUUGUGAAAGUGCAGACACGCUUGAUGUGCUUAUAAACAGGCUUCAUUCAAGCUAUCGAGAUUGUGUCCAGACCGCGCUCAAAGACUAUUUAGCCGCUCACAAAACAGUUGGGUCCCCUUUUCACAUCGAGACACCGAUUAGAACGAGCCAAGACAAGUACUGCUGGUUUCGGUUGAGAGGUCAAGCGCUUUGGGAUGAACAAGGAAAUCCACUUCGAAUGGCUGGCUCAUUAAGUGACAUCACGGAAAGAAUCCGAUGGGAAGAGGAGCAGGAGAGGCUAAUAGCAAAUCUGGCCGAAGCUCGAGACAAGGCGGAAUCUGCUGCCAAAGCCAGAUCAGAAUUUUUAGCUGUGAUGAGCCACGAAAUCCGUACGCCGCUCAAUGGUGUGAUAGGGAUGGCCUCUGUUCUACUCGACACUGAUCCAACUCCGGAUCAGGAAGAAUGCCUGGAAACCAUUAGAACUUCCGGGGAGUGUUUACUUUCGAUAAUAAACGACAUUCUGGACUUCUCGAAAAUCGAUGCUGGGAAGCUGACAAUUGCGCCAGUCCCGUGCAACCUUCGCAGUCUUGUAGAAGAUGUUGGAAGCAUGUUGGCACUUCGUGUGGAACCCAAGGGGGUGGAGCUCGUAGUCCAUUAUGACUCUCCUUUCUUUGCCGUCUCAGUGGACACAAUACGAUUGCGUCAGGUUCUUAUAAACCUCAUCGGAAAUUCUUGUAAGUUCACGCACGCGGGACACAUUCUCGUUAAUGUGAGUUUGCUGUGUAAGAGUUGCCAGAAGCAACUCAAGGCCACGGAUUUCUGGGAAUGUCGGAGUUGCAGCAAGGAUGUUAACUCCUUUAAGGGACGUGAACUUGACAGCGAUGCAAAACAUGUCAAGCCGGUGGAAUACUUCAAGUUUUCAAUAUCUGAUUCUGGCAUCGGAAUCGCCGAGGACAAGCUGGGGCUGUUGUUUGAGAAGUUUUCUCAGUGUGAUCAGCUGACGAGCAGCAUGUAUGGUGGGACGGGCUUGGGCCUGGCCGUGUCAAAGAGCCUGGUCGACCUCAUGGGUGGUGAGAUUGUUGUGGAAAGUCGUGAAGGUGUUGGAUCGACUUUCUCUUUUAGUAUACCUUUGGAGAUUGAUGUUGUCUCUGAGAAGAACCGGCAUCAAGUUCCACUUCUUUAUAGUAGCAGAUUCCAAGCACGGCCUAGAAUUCUGGUCAUCGACAAUCACAAGAUCACCAGGCAAGUCAUGUGUGAGCAGAUUGAGAGCUGGGGGAUUGAAUGCCAGUGUUCCGGAGAUGUUGCCAGUGCGCUCAAACUGCUUGCGAAUCGAUUCCAUGUUGCUGUGGUUGAUAACGUCCUCGUCGAGACGUUUCAAAAGAAACUCCAGAUCAAAAGAAUCGCGGAGGAGUUUCCAGGCACGAAGUUUAUACUUCUCAAGCCCGUAGGACACCGGGUAAAUGCUCAAGAGGCGUAUGGAUUCAGCUGUACCCUCAGCAGGCCGCUGCGACAGUCGACGCUCAAAGAUGCACUCCUCAAGACCUUUAAUCUUCUCGGCUUUAAAAGCUUCGAAGAAGCCUCACGGCCUGCGUUGGCGAGCAGUAACAGAUCCAAGGCCGGGGACAAGGCUCAAACCAGAAGACACCCCAAAGUCCUUGUUGUCGAAGACAACAAGGUGAACCAAAUGGUGGCGAUCCGGCUGCUCAACAAUCUCGGCUGCACCGUCGACGUCGCUUGCAAUGGCCAGGAGGCAGUGUCGAUCGUGGACAAGCCAGUCGAGUAUGAUCUCAUCUUCAUGGACUGCCAUAUGCCGGUUCUCGAUGGCUUCCAGGCGUCUCGCUUGAUCCGAUCGAAGCAGAAGCUCACUCCAAUCGUCGCAUUGACGGCAGCCACCAUGGAAAGCGAGCUAGAAAAGUGUCUGGAGUGUGGCAUGGACGACUACGUACGGAAGCCCUGUACGAAACAGGAGCUCCAAAGAGUGCUCCACAAAUGGCUAGACUGGAAGGACGAGGUUUAAGAGUGAUUGGGUGGGUAUUUAUGCCAUGCAUUGCCUUAAAUUAGCGCCACAACGCAGAGGCGUCAUCCGGCCGUCCGCUGGCCAGUGGGGGGCCUCCAUCGUGGCCGUCGGUGGGCUCUAGUUUUAGUGGCCCGGUA